GCGGCACCACGCAAAGCAAUCAGAAGUGGAAUGGAAUCAAAGACCCACACAUGGAUACCCAAACUGCGGUGUGGUCAGAUCCUGCAGCAUGGCUUUGUGAUUUUGUCACUCGGACUUCUGUUUUCCUGGGUGCUGUGGUCAUACACUUGUGGAGACAGGAAAGGUGACAGGCCUCUUCCCAGGCCCCUCCUGCAGCUGCACCUGCCCAGGUCCGAUGGACUCACUAACCAAACACCAAAGGUCAACAACCCAAAGGUCUCUCCAGCCUCCGCCAUAAAGGACCCGGGCUUCAGUGCGGACGAGUGGGACCGGAUGCUGAAGCUGGUCCACUGGGGCGGACCGGACCGCCAGAUUACCACCGCAAACAUGAGCACCAGUCCGGACCACUCAGCCUUCGUUAUUAAUGACCUCAAGGGCAGUUACUAUGUGGGGGAGGAGCUCCACGUCACCAUCGUUGCCAAGGACUUUACCAAAACUCCAAAAAGCUACGGAGGGGAUUUCUUCCAGGCAAAGGUUUAUUCAGACAAAAAGGUAAUUUUAUUUAUUUAUUUGGCAUCUAUGCAGUUCAGCUCAUUUCAUUAUUUUGUUUUAUUUAAUUUCCACAGAUCUGUUAAUGGGUUGAUAACAGCAUGAGGAGCACCAGGCCUAUAUAUUCAAGAAUCACUCAUCUGGUCCAUGAUAUACAAGCUAGGGCCACACCCUUCCUUCCUGCAAAAACAUAGGAAAAACUGCAUGUAAUAGUAUAGGUCAGUAGCCUACUCUCUGCGGCUAACUGUUUCAUCCUUAUCAACGGGCCAACCC
Molecule: messenger RNA, 801 nt
Organism: Clupea harengus (Atlantic herring)
Lineage: Eukaryota; Metazoa; Chordata; Actinopteri; Clupeiformes; Clupeidae
Product: NXPE family member 1-like
Exons: 3
Coding region: 31-633 (200 amino acids)
Source: RefSeq, a predicted model, not a curated record